Molecule: messenger RNA, 870 nt
Organism: Ostrinia furnacalis (Asian corn borer)
Lineage: Eukaryota; Metazoa; Arthropoda; Insecta; Lepidoptera; Crambidae
Gene: CNPYb
Product: FGF signaling regulator protein canopy b
Exons: 1
Coding region: 74-721 (215 amino acids)
Source: RefSeq, a predicted model, not a curated record
AGUAGGUAUUAUUUGUCAUCGAAAAUCGUAUUAGUUUUGGGAGCAAAGUUGUAUUUAUUUUUAUUGAAAUAAAAUGUAUAAAGUAGCAUUUUAUCUACUGUUCGUUAUAACAAGGUGCAUGAGUACAAGUGAUAUUGAUGUAAAAACUGAAGAAGAUGUAGGAGUAAAAUAUGCGAAUAGAUGCGAAGUCUGCAAGAUUCUGGCUACGGAACUGCAGAGUCGGCUUGAGGAGACCGGUAAAGUCCACGAAGUACUCGAAAUCGGAUAUUCACUGGAUGAUGUACAACCUAAGAAGAAAAUGAAGUACCAAAAGUCGGAAUUAAGACUCAUAGAAUCAUUAGAAGGCGUUUGUAAUAAAAUUCUAGAGUACAACAUCCACAAAGAGAGACAGGACAGCACUAGGUUUGCGAAAGGAAUGAGUCAAACUUUUAAAACUUUGCAUGGCUUAGUUGACAAAGGUGUAAAGGUAGAUCUUGGUAUACCCUUGGAAUUGUGGGACAAACCAUCAGCUGAAAUCACCCAAAUGAAAUCUCAAUGUGAAAGUCUUUUAGAGGAAAAUGAAGAUGCUAUUGAGGACUGGUACUGGAACCAUCAGGGUGAUGUAGAGUUAAAAAUUCACUUGUGCACCAAACAUGCUCUGCAGGGCACUGACGACUCUUGUCUGUACGAGACUCUGAACGACAAAGACAAGGGCGAGCGUGCGGACAAGUCGGAACUAUGAGAGUGAAUGACAAAUACUAGUUAAGAUGAAUAGACUGCAGUGAUUUUAUGCAUUUAUCAUAAGUUUUUGUAAAUGGAAUAUACAUUAUCAAUAUUUGAAUAAUAUUGAUUAUUUAAAUAAAUAAUGUUAUUGGGUACAAUGAAACCUCA